This is a messenger RNA of Aspergillus mulundensis, 873 nucleotides long. Its product is annotated as formyltetrahydrofolate deformylase. NCBI's taxonomy places the organism in Eukaryota, Fungi, Ascomycota, Eurotiomycetes, Eurotiales, Aspergillaceae. The transcript has a single exon. Gene Ontology annotation, molecular function: formyltetrahydrofolate deformylase activity. Bases 1 to 873 code for a protein of 290 amino acids. Gene Ontology annotation, biological process: 'de novo' IMP biosynthetic process. The record is from RefSeq and is a predicted model, not a curated record.
AUGAGCUUCAUCCUCACCCUCUCCUGCCCCGACCGCCCGGGCAUCGUCAGCGCGGUGACCGGCUUCCUAGUCAGCCACAACCUGAACAUCAUCGACUCCUCGCAAUACGGCGACCCCACGAGCCACCGCUUCUUCAUGCGCAUGCACUUCGGCGCCGACACGACGACCGCCUCCUCCAGCGACGCGACGCCCCCCUCCCUCGAGACCCUCCGCGAAGCCUUCACGCCCAUCGCCACAACCCACUCCAUGACCUUCAGCCUCCUCCCCGCCGCCCACAAGCCACGCGUGCUGAUAAUGGUGUCCAAGAUCGGCCACUGCCUCAACGACCUGCUCUUCCGGCAAUCAACGGGCCAGCUCGCCAUCGAGAUCCCGCUGAUCGUCUCCAACCACCCUGAUUUCGAGACGCUCGCCGCAACCUACAAGAUCCCCUUCAUGCACCUCCCCGUGAGCGCCGACACAAAGCAGGCGCAGGAAUCCCGCAUCCUGGAGCUGAUCAAGGAGUACGAUAUCGAGCUGGUCGUGCUGGCGCGGUACAUGCAGGUUCUGUCGCCGACGCUGUGCGAGGCCAUGUCCGGCAAAAUCAUCAACAUCCACCACUCCUUCCUGCCGAGUUUCAAGGGCGCCAAGCCCUACCACCAGGCGUAUGACCGCGGUGUGAAGCUGGUUGGUGCGACGGCGCACUUUGUCACGAGCGAUCUGGACGAGGGUCCGAUUAUCGAGCAGAAUGUUGUGCGGGUUGGGCAUGCUUUGAGUCCCAAGGAGUUGACGCACGCCGGAAGUAACGUCGAGAGCAAUGUUCUGGCGGCCGCGGUCAAGUACUUUGCCGAGCGGAGGGUUCUGCUGAACGGGCACAAGACGGUUGUUUUCAACUAG